This is a messenger RNA of Limulus polyphemus (Atlantic horseshoe crab), 663 nucleotides long. Its product is annotated as nuclear pore complex protein Nup85-like. Gene Ontology annotation, biological process: positive regulation of DNA-templated transcription; protein import into nucleus; mRNA export from nucleus. NCBI's taxonomy places the organism in Eukaryota, Metazoa, Arthropoda, Merostomata, Xiphosura, Limulidae. The coding region runs from base 211 to 561 and encodes 116 amino acids. Gene Ontology annotation, cellular component: nuclear pore outer ring. Gene Ontology annotation, molecular function: structural constituent of nuclear pore. The transcript has 5 exons. The record is from RefSeq and is a predicted model, not a curated record.
AAAGAUGUUGUAAAUCUUGCUUUUAUAAUUAUUAUUGGUUAUUUUUUUAUGUAUUGUGUUAUUAAUAAAUCUGAAUCAUGUUAAUCUACUAACUUGUUUCACUUUCAGGAUGCUGGUUUUGCCUCGGUCCUUGCUGACAAAUUUCUCGUUGAAUACAGUGAAAGUGGUCAAUUUACGAGUCCGGACUUGUUGGACAACUUGGGCUCUUGUAUGUUAGUCAGUGACCGUCUAACUUUUUUAGGAAAAUACCGUGAAUUUCACAAGAUGUACGAGGAGAAGGAAUUUAAGGAAGCAUCAGCUCUCUUAGUGUCUUUGUUAGCCUCCCGUCUCGCUCCUAAAUAUUUCUGGGUGACCUUAUUAUUUGAUGCCUUACCGCUGCUGGAAAGUGAAGAAGUUGUUUUCAGUAGCAGACAGACCUUCCAACUGAUGUACUGUUUAGAAGAGCUACAGCAAAAAACAGACAAGCCACCAGGGUUAAAAGAGAAAGAAGACUUGUUACGGUUGGCUUUAACGAGGAAUUUAGCAAGAGCAUUUAUUAGUGAAGGAAGCCAAGAGCCGUGACAUGGUCUACUUCACUGCCAUAGUCUAAUGAAAUGUUUCUUUUAUAUUCUUACUGUUUUGAUUGUCACAUGAAAUAAUUUUGUAUAUAUAUUAAAAUAAGAA